AUGAGCAACACUGGAGAGGAUGAUUAUAGGCAAAUAGCAGCAGAGAACGAACAAUCCGAAGCCCUUAUGAGUAUACUCUCGGGAUUUAGACUCGGUUCACAACGGGACCCAUUCAACUUGCCACAAAAUCGGAGUCCCUCGCCUAGAGGCUCUGCCUUUCCUUCUCCCAAUGCAUCAAACGGGAUGCGCAGCGGCUCACCGAGGCGCCAAGGUUUCCGACAUGUUGGAGGAAAUGGCUCGUUUGAAGUAUGGAUCGGUGGAGGUGGCUCGCCAUCGGGUGCGGACCCCCUCCCCCCAAUGCUCCCCCCUUUUCCAGGCUUUUUGAACAUGCAACCACCGAGGCCUCAUCGUGCGAUGGAGGACGAGAUAGAGACUCCCCUUGGUCCUGAAAUCCGAAGACGGCCGCCACCACCAGAGAUAGACGAUCCUAGAACAUUUUUGAUGCACUAUCUUAUGGGCCUACUAUCAGGAGAUCCAAUGAUGAUGUUUCACGGACAAGACGGACACUUUCAAGGAACCGGUGCUUUUGGUGAUUAUGUAUUCAGCCAAGAAGGCCUGGAUAGAAUCGUAUCUCAGCUCAUGGAAACCGCCUCUCAGAACAAACCCAAUCCCGCCACGGAAGAGGUGAUCAACUCUUUGAAGAAGACAGUACUCACUUAUGAUUGUGAAUUGGUCAAGUCUGGUCAAUCAUGUGCCAUUUGCACAGAGUACUUUGCGCCACCCGAUGUCGACGCUUCUUCUGGACCACCAAAGUCUGCACCAUCUCCAGAUGAAAACUCAGGACCAAGUUCUGGAGUCGCGCUGACGUUGCCUUGUGGUCACCCUUUCCACGACGACUGCAUUACGACGUGGUUGAAGACGAAUGGAACUUGCCCCGUCUGCCGCUAUGCACUGGUGGAACAACCCAACUCUGCAGCUGCAGGAACACAGAAUCAAGUUCCUGGUGCAGCCUCAACGUCGUCAAACCCCCCUGCACCAACUACUCCGCCUUUCAAUGCUCCUCGUCCACGACCGGAAAGGACUUCGACGGCACGCAGUGAUACUUCUACUGCGUCCUCACCACAGGCUCAAGCAGAUGCAGUAUUCAAUGCUACUGGAGGCCCACAUGGCCUGCUGGAAUCCCUGCUUGGAGCCUUCGGUCGGGGUAGAACACGAAACACUGGAGGAAGCCAAUCACCCAACCAAUCUGGAUCAGGAAACCCUACUCCUAGCGGCUCUGCAGCUGGUCAAGCUACAGGAGAUCGUUCACGCAAUAACGAUGUCCCACCCAUCUUCUUCAGAGACCGCCUGAAUGGCUCGAAUAGCGUGGGUGACAACCGACGACAAUCCAACAAUGACCACCGCAAUGGAAGUGGUACCCAAUCCCCUGGAGGUCGAGGAGGCGUUCACCCUGGAGGAUGGGACGACGUAGACUGA
Serendipita indica DSM 11827 is the source of this 1416-nucleotide messenger RNA. The record is from the annotation of a GenBank genome assembly. Lineage: Eukaryota; Fungi; Basidiomycota; Agaricomycetes; Sebacinales; Serendipitaceae.